AGAAUUGAACCCAGUUCCUCCCCCAUGCUAGGCAAGAGCUCUACCACUGAGCUAGAACCCCAUCCCAAGUAGAGAUAUUAAUACCCUACAUGUCAGUAUAGUAUUCAGCUUGGCUUCUUGAGAUACUAACAGUGCCUGACUUAUUUGUUUGGGUGGAGUUAUACUGCAUUUACACCUUUAAUGAACCUUUUCCAAAUAUUUUUUAUUUCACAACAAAAAUUUUUUAAAGAAAGAAAGACUUGAUUAUUUGGUGAAUCUGCAAAUACAGAAAGAAAUUUAUCCUCUGUCCAACAGUUUAGAUAUAAAUCCAAAUGUAAUGCAGCAAAGGAAGCAGUGAGCAAAGCUGGCAUGUAUUAACUUAAGCAAAAAGAAUAGCAUGAACAAUGCUUAUAAAAUAAAAGUUAUCACGAACAUCAACUUGAAACAACUUAAGGCAAUUAGAUGAUGGGGCUAAGUUAAAUAUUUGUUUGAGGAUGGCAGGGAUACUACAGUGAAAGGUUAAGAAUGUAAAGGUUAAGUUUUGUUUUCUUGGUUGAAGUUCUGUUUUCCUGAAACCUGAAAUUUAUGUAGGUGUCAAAACAAUUCCCGGAAAAACCGUUAAAUGUAUGUUGAGAAAUGCCUCCUGACCAUCUGGUUGCUCUGCAUAAACAACCCCUCCCGCAUUCCCUGAUCUCCGCAUGAACUCCCCAGUUCAAACAAGGUAUAUAAGCUCUGCUUAAGUUGUUCUCGGGCUCUCUGCUCCUCUCAAGUGAGCUCUGAGCCCCAGCAUGCUGGACCCCCAAUAAACCCUCUGCUGUUGCAUGAGACAGUCUCUUGGUGGUCUCUUCCUCUGACGCUUGCCCGACCUUAACAACAGGAAAGGAGUUCUCUAGGAUUCUCAGGCAGGGGAUCCCCUUGGGGCAAUGCACCCAUCCCAAUAGCCCUCUUUCUUCUUCAUCGUGUGCCAGACUCUGGGCUGGUGCGGUAAGGUAUUCACACUGCGGGGCCGAGACCGGACGGACUCCGCGCCAAGUGACUCCGUCUUCCAGGACCUUCCAGUCACACCACAUUUGUCAGUGACCCACGGAUCCGGAGGCGUUUCUGUGGCUUGCCCGGCUCUGGACUACGUUUCCCAGCAGUUAAAUCCAAUUCUGCUUCCAGGGCGAAGAGGCCUUGCGUAAUCGUCCUCGUUCCGGGGCUGGGCGCAGGUUUGCAGAGCAGCGGUGGCACGGAGAGCCCAGUUAAAGCCUUCUAAUGGACGUCCGGAACUCUUUGAAGCUCUUACCCAAACACCUAGACGGUGCUGGGCGUCGGUCUUUCCGAGAGAAGGGAAGGGACUCAAAGCCAAGGCCGGCGAACUGAGGCCCUCUCGGGACUACACUUCCUAGCGUGCACCGCGGCCACGCAACCGCCAGUGCACGCUCCGCACCUUUAGGGACCGCAGACGGAUCGCAUGAGAGUCCGCGCGGAACGUUCCAGGAUUCCAGGGGGCUUCGCGUUCGGGUAGACAUACAUUCCAGGAAUCAAACCAAGAAGUUAAUUUAAAAAAAAAAAACAAUGGAAAUGUGUUGAUCUGCAACCUUGGAUGAUUAUGUUAUAGUUGUGAUACGGAAGGCAAAAGUCAGUUUCAAACAAAACAGAAAAAUCAGGAGGAAAAAAUGCUUACUGUGAACCCACACAUGGCUUUUACUCGACAUCAGAGACUCAAUACAGGAGAGAGACUGAAUGAACUUAAAGGAUGUGAGAAAGCCUUCAUUUCUGCCUCAGACCACACUCAACAUCAGACGGUUCACAUUGAUGAGAAAUUCUGUGAAGAUAAGGAUCUUGGGAAGACAUUUAUUCCUGAUUCAGAAUUUCAGACAGUUCAUACUGGUAAGAAAACAUAUGAAUGUGAAGAAUGUGGCCAGGCUUUUAGUUUGCAAUCAAGCCUUACUGGUCAUAAGAGAAUUCAUACUGGGGAAAAAACUUUUAAAUGUAAAGAAUGUGAAAAGGCAUUUAGAUGUCAUUCACAUCUUAGUUUUCAUAAGCGAAUUCAUACUGGUGAAAAGUCUUAUGGAUGUAAGGAAUGUGGGAAGGCAUUUAGUUGUGGCUCAGGACUUAUUCGACAUCAGAGAAUUCAUACUGGUGAAAAGCCCUAUGAAUGUAAUGAUUGUAGUAAGGCCUUUACUUGUGGCUCAGACCUCACUCGACAUCAGAGGAUUCAUACUGGUGAAAAACCCUACAAAUGUAAUGAGUGCAGAAAGGCCUUUAGCCAGCCAUCCCAUCUUAUUAAACAUCAUAGAAUUCACACUGGCGAAAAACCUUAUGAAUGUAAGGAAUGUGGGAAAACUUUUACUUGUGGCUCACACCUAAGUCAACAUCAGAAAGUUCAUACUGGUGAGAAAUCACUUCAGUGUAAGGAAUGUGGGAAAUCCUUUAGUUCUCGCUCAAAUCAUCGUCAACAUCAGUUAAUUCACACUAGUGAGAAACUAUGUGAGGACAAGGAAUGUGGGAAGUUCUCGCUUUCUGUUUCAGCUGUUACUCAAUAUCAGACUAUUCACAAUGAUAAGAAAAAAUAUGAAUGUAAAGAAUGUGGCAAAACUUUUAGUUUACGUUCCAGUCUCAGUGGUCACAAGAGAAUUCAUAGUGGGGAGAAGCCAUUAAAAUGUAAGGAAUGUGGGAAGGCCUUUAGGUUUCACUCACAACUUAGUAUCCAUAAACGAAUUCAUACUGGUGAGAAAUCAUAUAAAUGUAAAGAAUGUGGGAAGGCCUUUAGUUGUGGCUCAGACCUUACUCGACACUGGAGAAUUCAUACUGGUGAAAAGCCCUAUGAAUGUCAUGAAUGCAGAAAGGCUUUUAAUCAGCGAUCGCAUCUUAUUAGCCAUCAGAUAAUUCACAUGAGUGGAAAACCUUUUGAAUGUAAAGAAUGUGGGAAAAAUUUUGCUCGUAUUUCACACUUAAUUCAACAUCAGAACAUUCAUAAAUGUGAGAAAUCCCAUGAAUGUAAAGACUUUCAUAAAAAAGCCAUUAGUUCUGAUACAAAACAUAGUCAACAUCAGUUAAUUCACACUGGUGAGAAAUUCUGUGAUGAUAAGGAAUCUCAGAAGAUGUUUGUUCCUGACUUGGAACUUACUCAAUCUCAGAUACAUCAUGAUAGGAAAACGUAUACAUGUAAAGAAUGUGGCAAGUGUUUUAGGUCAUGUGCAAGUCUUAGUAGUCACAACAAAAUUCAUACUGUGGAGAAAGAUUUAAAGUGUAAGGAUUGUGGGAAGGCCUUUGGUUAUAUGUCAGACCUUACUAGACAUCAGAGGAUUCAUACUGGUGAAAAACCUUAUGAGUGUAAAGACUGUAGAAAGGCCUUCACGUGUGGCUCAGACCUUACUCGCCAUCAAAGAAUUCAUACUGGUGAAAAGCCCUAUCAAUGUAAAGAAUGCAGAAAGUCCUUUAGUCAGCAUUCACAUCUUAUUAACCAUCAGAGAAUUCACACUGGUGAAAAACCUUAUGAAUGUAAGGAGUGUGGGAAAGACUUUACUCGUCGUGCAUACCUAACUCGACAUCAGAAAAUUCAUACUAAUGAGAAAUUGUGUCAAUGGAAGGAAUGUAGAAAGGUCUUCAGUUCUGCCUCAGACCAUAAUCAGCAUCAGGUCGUUCACAGUGGUAAAAUGUUACAUGAAGAAAACGAAUGCAGGAAAACCUUUCUUCCUGACUUGGAACUUACUCAAUGUCAAACUUUCCACACUGGUAAGAAAACAUAUGAGUGUAAAGAAUGCGGCAAGACUUUUAGUUUGAGAUCAGGUCUGUCUUGUCACAGGAGAAUUCAUAGUGGGGAGAAACCAUUAAAAUGUAAGGAAUGUGGCAAAGCCUUUAGAUUUCAUUCACAACUUAGUGUCCACAAGCGAGUUCAUACUGGUGAGAAAUCCUAUGAAUGUAAAGAAUGUGGGAAGGCCUUUAGCUCUGGCUCAGAUCUUAUUCGUCAUCACAGAAUUCAUACAGGUGAAAAGCCCUAUGAAUGUACUCACUGUGGAAAAGCCUUUAGUCAAAGAUCACAUCUCAUUAAACAUCAAAGAAUUCACAAUGGUGCAAAACCAUAUGAAUGUAAGGACUGUAGGAAAGCAUUUACUCUUGAGUCACACCUAACUCAACAUCAGAAAAUUCAUAUUGGUGCUUUGUGGCACCUCUACUCUAGGGACAUUCCCUCAGCUGAUGAGAGAACUAUGUGGCUCAACCUCUGUCAGUCUAUUUCCUCCACUACCUGGAGGAACUGUAGAGAGGAGGCUGAGGGACCCUGGAAUCCAGAUAUGAAAUCAGUUACCUUUGAGGAUGUCGCUCUGAGCUUUUCUGUAGAGGAGUGGGCUUUGCUGGAUCCUUUCCAAAAGAAGCUCUACAGAGAUGUAAUGUGGGAAACCUUCAGGAACCUGGCCUCUAUAGAAAUCAAAUGAAACACAGACUCUGAACAUAAAUAGGUAAUCAAAACGUAGAAAAAUAUUCAGUAGUACUAUAGAUCCUAUGGUAAACAAGAAAACUUCCUUGAGUAAAAAGCUGGUCAAAGUAAUUUGUUUGGAGAAGUCCUCAUUGGUCAUUCACGUGUUAAUGUUCCUUUCAGAGCUCAUACCAGAUACAAAUGAUAUGAAUGUCAGGAAUAUGGAGAGCAGCUAUACAAAGGCAAGGAAUAUGGAGAGCAGCUAUACAAAGGCAAGGAAUAUGGGAGUCCCUUAGUUGUUACCAGAUAACAUUCAGAGGAAUGAAAGGACACUUUAGAAUAAACAUCAAGAAUGGAUACAAGGUGAUAAAAUGCUCAGAUAUUCCAUUUUUAAUGAAAUUACUUACUACAGAAGACCCCUACAUAUGUGAUCAAUGUGGGAAAGACAUCUGAGAUCACAGUUCCGUCACAAAACACAGACAACACAAACUCUCAGUGUAGAGUAUUCCUACAUAAGUAAACAAUGUAGGAAAGCCUUCAGUCAUUGCAAUACCUUUCACAAGUAUGAAAAAAUUCACACUAGACAACAACUCAAAAUAUAGAAUGUGUAAAUGCUUCAUUACCACACAAAGUUUCUAGAAAAUUUGAGAUUGAAUGGUGGAAAAAACUCAUGUCAAUGAAAGAUGUGUGGAAUGUCUCUAGUCAUCUUGGUUUUGUUCAUAUAUGUGAAAGAACAAAAUAUAGUCAGGGACCAUGACUAGAAAAAGGUGCAAAACUCCUGAUUUGGCCCAUAUAUAACAAUGCACAAAGCCCUGUAAAUGUGAAAAACACAAGAAAGUUUUCAGGUUUUACAGAUUCCAAGCCCUGUAAAAAUUCCCCAUGUAGGGGAAAUAUAUGUAAAUACUAUUAAAAGCUUGAUUCAAUUGAAGUGGUGUAGAAUACUGCAAAAAAUGCAAAACCUAAAAAGAAUGUAAAAAAGUUAAAUAUAUAUUGUGUGUAUCAGUGACUUAAUAAAAAUUUUUACUCUUGGGAAUAAAUACUGAA
This is a messenger RNA of Ictidomys tridecemlineatus (thirteen-lined ground squirrel), 5422 nucleotides long. RefSeq lists its product as uncharacterized. NCBI's taxonomy places the organism in Eukaryota, Metazoa, Chordata, Mammalia, Rodentia, Sciuridae. The record is from RefSeq and is a predicted model, not a curated record. Gene Ontology annotation, molecular function: DNA-binding transcription factor activity, RNA polymerase II-specific; RNA polymerase II cis-regulatory region sequence-specific DNA binding. Gene Ontology annotation, biological process: regulation of transcription by RNA polymerase II.